AAAGAGAUGACUUGAGGUCUAAUUAAGGGUCGGGAAGCCAUCUAGACCUUGUAUAUUUUUAAGUCAAGAAACCAUCUUGUCUUUCCUUUAAGACGAAGUGGUUGUUGCUUGUUGUGAGUUGAGCAAGAAAAAUGGGUUCCUCAAGAUCAAUGCUUUUCUUCAUUAAUCUUGCUAUUAUUAUCUUACACCUUGUCGCUCCCACCAUAGCCCAAGAUGAUGGUACGUGCACAGAAAAAGGUGAGUACUGCUGGAAAUGCUCUGAUACUGGCACCUACACAGCAGGUGACGAGUACCAAGAGAACCUCAACAGCCUCCUCUCUUCCUUCUCCUCCAGCACCCAAAACAAUUACGACGGGUUUUACAAUUCAUCCAGGGGACAAGACUCCAACAAGAUCAAUGCAAUUGCAUUAUGCAGAGGAGAUCUCUCACAGGACUCUUGUCAGACUUGUCUCAACACAUCUACUUAUAAACUCUUGCAAAAUUGUUCAACUCAAAAGGAAGCAAUCAUAUGGGCAGAGCGUUGUAUGGUGAGAUACUCAUACAACUUGAUAUUUGGUAUUGAACAAACGGACCCUUUUAAGCAUUUGCCUAGCCCAAACUCUGCUAAAAAUCCUCAACAGUUUGAGCUGGUGCUUACCCCCUUGUUGGGUAUUUUAAGUGACAGAGCUGCGUCAGGGAAUUCUCUUAAAAAAUUUGCAGCAGGGCAUGCAACUGUCCCUGGAGGUGAAACAAUAUACGCACUUGCUCAGUGCACUCCAGACAUGGACAAGCAAAAUUGCAGCCGUUGCCUUAACCAGUCCGUCACAGAAAUUCCAACAGUUGGAAUGAAUGGAAGAAGAGUCCUUAAACCCAGUUGCAAUUUGAGGUAUGAGAAUAAUAGUUUCUUUUUGUCUGCGGUCGAUUCGUUAGUAGAUAUUUCAGCUCCAGUUCCGCCAGCACCAGCACCUGAAGAAGCAAAAAAGAAGAGUAACACAAAACAAACUGUCACCAUCAUCGUUGUGGUUUUGGUUGUUUUUGUCACUAUUUUCAGCAGCAUAUGCUUUUUCUUCAGAGUAAGGAAACGAAGGGUAAAACUUGAACAAGAUGAGAAUUCGGAAGACGUUAGUCUGAUGGAAUCAUUGCAAUAUGAUUUUGAAACUAUAAGAUCUGCAACAGAUGACUUCUCUGAUGCAAAUAAGCUUGGACAAGGUGGGUUUGGAGCUGUUUACAAGGGUACGCUAUUAAAUGGGCAACCUAUAGCCGUGAAAAGGCUCUCCAAAAAUUCUGAACAAGGUGAUCGUGAAUUUAAGAAUGAGGUCAUGUUACUUGCUCAGCUUCAACACCGGAAUUUAGUAAGGCUCCUAGGAUUUUGCUUGAAAACAGACGAAAGGCUUCUCAUUUACGAAUACGUGCCUAACAAAAGUCUUGAUCACUUCAUUUUUGACCCAAACAAUCACGAGCAUUUGGAUGGGGAAACACGUUACAAGAUCAUAGGAGGCAUUGCUCGAGGGAUUCUUUACCUCCAUGAAGAUUCUCGGGUUCGAAUUAUUCAUCGUGAUCUCAAAGCCAGCAAUAUUUUGUUAGAUGAAGAUAUGAACCCCAAAAUUGCUGAUUUUGGAUUGGCAAAACUGUUUGUAAUUGAUCAAACUCAAGGAGAUACAAAGACAGUUAGGGGAACCUAUGGAUAUAUGGCUCCUGAGUAUGUAAUUCAUGGUCGCUUUUCUGUCAAAACGGAUGUCUUCAGUUUUGGGGUGUUAGUUCUUGAAAUUGUAAGCGGUAAAAAGAUUGGUAGUUUCCAAUAUGGCGAGAAUGAAGAGAACCUGUUAACCUAUGCCUGGAGAAAUUGGAGGGAGGAUACAAUUCAAAACAUCAUAGAUCCCGUGUUGAAGACAAGUUCACAAAUCGAAACGAUGAGAUGCAUCCACAUUGGUUUACUGUGUGUGCAAGAGAAUGUGGUGGACAGGCCAACCGUGGCUUCAGUUGUAUCCAUGCUCAACAGCCAGUCUGUCGUACUUCCAGUACCCUCACAACCAGCAUUCUAUAUGCAUCACAACACUAGAUCAGACAUAUUUGCACUGGCUGAGUCAGACCAAUCCAAAAGCCUCUCUGGCCAUGUCACAGAAAAUGAGCCUUCAAAUAUUACUGAACCAUAUCCUCGCUAAUGGUCGAGUACCAACGAUUCUGUAACAAAUUUAGGCUUUAAGUUUUGGUUCAUUUACUAUGUUAGCACUAAAUUUUAGUUGGUGUCUUCUUGCUUCAAGUUGGUAUGUUCAUCGUUAAUAAAAUGGCUUCCCGUAGCUUCAUUGUUAUGCCU
Prunus avium (sweet cherry) is the source of this 2293-nucleotide messenger RNA. RefSeq names its product cysteine-rich receptor-like protein kinase 26. NCBI's taxonomy places the organism in Eukaryota, Viridiplantae, Streptophyta, Magnoliopsida, Rosales, Rosaceae. Gene Ontology annotation, molecular function: protein serine/threonine kinase activity; ATP binding. Gene Ontology annotation, biological process: protein phosphorylation. The record is from RefSeq and is a predicted model, not a curated record. Gene Ontology annotation, cellular component: plasma membrane.